AACCCCAACAAAUUGCUUGGCUGAGACCGACUUUCGCAAAGAUCGACUCAUUUACAAUACACCUGAUAAUUCAUAAAUUUUUCUAAUUUCAAUCCAAGAAAUGAUUUGUAAUUUUACUAAAGUAUCCAAAUGGCUAAUACUAAUAAUAAUAAAAAAAAAAAAAGUCAAAUGUGUUAAUUAUUCAAAGUAACGAGACAAAUCAACAAUAUUCAACAUUACCCCGUUUGCUUAGAUGUUAGAUCUAACUCAUCACACACUUGCACACCAAUCUCACAAAACCAAAAUUAAAAAAAAAAAAAAAAAUCAUUGUGCAGAGUUGCAGACAGACAAACCGACGCCGGCUUCAUUUCCUCUCUUCACUCACCAAAACAAACAGAGAGAAAAAAACCGGGCUCACCAGAUUCACAUCUGCACGAUCCAUCCUCUUCCUCCGCCUACCACCAACAAUGGCGAAACUCCACCAUCUCCUCUCUCUCUCUCUCCUCCUCCUCACCCUCAUCCCUCUCUCAAUCGCCGAGAUCAAAACCCUCAAAAUCAUCUCCGACUCUCGCCCUAUGAUUCUCUUCGAGAAAUUCGGCUUCACUCACACGGGCCGUGUUAACGUUGCCGUGUCUUCCGUCUCUGUUACCUCCAAUCUCUCUCCUCCUGAGCCUUCUCGUCUUGGUUUCUUCCUCCUUUCUGAAGAAUCCCUUCUUCAAGUUCUUCUUGAGAUCCAGCAAAACCCAUCCUUUUGUGUUCUUGAUUCUCAGUAUACAACUCAUUUGUUUACUUUUCGAGAUCUUUCUCCUCCUCCUGCUUCUUCGUUUAAUCAAUCUUACCCUGUUAGUAUUCCCAAUGAAUACAGUCUGUUCUUCGCUAAUUGUAACCCAGAAAGCUCGGUUACCAUGACUGUUCAUACUGAGAUGUAUAAUGUGGAGUUUAAUGGGGUCAAGGAUUAUCUUCCUGCAGGUCAAACUCAAUUACCCUCUUUGUAUUUUCUGUUUUCAAUUGUUUAUUUUGUGUUUUUGGGGUAUUGGGUUGUUGCUUGUUUGAAGAAUAAGAAAUCUGUUCAUAGAAUUCAUCUUUUGAUGUCUGGAUUGUUGGUUAUGAAAGCAUUGAAUUUGAUCUGUGCUGCUGAGGAUAAACAUUAUGUUAAGGUUACCGGAUCGCCGCACGGUUGGGACGUGCUGUUUUAUAUGUUUCAGUUUCUUAGGGUUGUGUUGUUGUUUACUGUGAUUGUGUUGGUUGGUACUGGGUGGUCGUUUUUGAAGCCUUUCUUGCAGGAGAAGGAGAAGAAGGUGCUUAUGAUUGUGAUCCCACUUCAGGUUUUAGCUAAUGUGGCUUCUAUUGUGAUUGGCGAAACCGGGCCUUUUAUUAAGGAUUGGGUUACAUGGAAUCAGGUGUUUUUGUUGGUUGAUAUUAUAUGUUGUUGUGCGAUUAUCUUCCCUAUUGUGUGGUCAAUUCGAUCUUUGAGGGAGACGUCGAAGACAGAUGGGAAAGCUGCUAGGAAUUUGUCUAAGUUGACCUUGUUUAGGCAAUUCUAUAUUGUUGUUAUCGGGUAUUUGUAUUUCACUAGGAUUGUCGUGUUUGCACUGAGAACCAUCUCUGCGUACAAGUAUCAGUGGGUGAGCAAUGCAGCUGAGGAAAUUGCUAGUCUGGUGUUCUAUGUGAUCAUGUUUUACAUGUUUAGGCCGGUUGAGAGAAACGAGUAUUUUGCCCUUGAUGACGAUGAAGAAGAAGCUGCUGAGAUGGCUCUUCGUGAUGAGGAGUUUGAGCUUUAGAAAUAAGGCCAAACUCAACUCACGAUUUGAUGCCUUUUUUUGAGACUUUAUUAAUGCGGCUUGAGAGCUUGCUAACUACUCUGAUGUUUUGGGCUCAAAACUGCUUAACACAGGUCUGCAGUUGCUUCUUCAGUUUUAUGCUGGCUCUUUUUUUUUUUUUUUUUUUUUUUUUUUUUUUUUUUUUUUUUUUUUUUACCUUUAAGAAUUUUAUAUCCAAGUAGUGGUUGUAAUUCUCCUUAAACACAGUUUAAUGUUGCCUUGUAAUAUUAAUACAUUUCAGUACAUUUUUAUAUACUUAACAAGCCAAUGUUAAAAUCAAUUCAUGCAACAUAUUGCUAUCUGUAUCA
Chenopodium quinoa (quinoa) is the source of this 2107-nucleotide messenger RNA. Its product is annotated as protein GPR107-like. Gene Ontology annotation, biological process: transport. The record is from RefSeq and is a predicted model, not a curated record. Gene Ontology annotation, cellular component: membrane; Golgi apparatus. Lineage: Eukaryota; Viridiplantae; Streptophyta; Magnoliopsida; Caryophyllales; Amaranthaceae. Bases 447 to 1760 code for a protein of 437 amino acids. The transcript has a single exon.